Messenger RNA from Thrips palmi, 4194 nucleotides. It is a transcript of the gene mtRNApol, whose product is annotated as DNA-directed RNA polymerase, mitochondrial. The transcript has 14 exons. NCBI's taxonomy places the organism in Eukaryota, Metazoa, Arthropoda, Insecta, Thysanoptera, Thripidae. Gene Ontology annotation, molecular function: mitochondrial promoter sequence-specific DNA binding; DNA-directed RNA polymerase activity. Gene Ontology annotation, biological process: mitochondrial transcription. Gene Ontology annotation, cellular component: mitochondrial DNA-directed RNA polymerase complex. Bases 22 to 3918 code for a protein of 1298 amino acids. The record is from RefSeq and is a predicted model, not a curated record.
UUUUGGCGUUUUGCUGCAACAAUGCAUCGUUUCAUGACACUGAAGAAGCUCCACAUCAAAAAUAUCAACACUGGAUCAACAGGAUUGCGUAAUUCAAGGACUUGUACAUUAUGCAAUCGAAUAUCUUCUCACUUACCGUUCACAGACUAUGUGGGUUCUUCAAGAAUACAUUCUACUUGGUUAAAUCCAGAGCAUGUAACCUUUGUCGCCAAUAAGAAAAAACGAAGAUACAAGCUAGGAAAUGUUGUUCUUACUCAUGCUGAUGGAAAAUCCAAACGAAAAACAAAAAUUACCCUGUUGGAUUCCAAGGAAACCGAAGAAGAAACCUCACUGGAUGUCCAGUCAUUUCUGACGAGCUCUCCCUCUUCUCCAGCAUUUUCCAUGUCCAAAUUGGGACGUGUGGGUAUCACAAUCAUGUUGCCUCCUAAUUCUACCAGGAACCUAAAUUUUCAAGAAUUAACUCCUGCUCCUAAUGAAGAGUUAUUAACAGUGCCAAAACGGAGUCCUACAUUGAGACCGACAUCGGCCCUUUCACAAGAAGUUUUAGACUUAAUAUUGAAAGGAAUUGCAAGAAAUAAGUUGUCAAUGCGAGAUUAUCCUUCACCAAGUGCUGAACUCAAUGCAAGAAGGAUGAUGAAUCCUGUUGAGAUCCCUGACAUAACUUCCGUUGGAUCAUGUUUGAAAACGGAGACCUCAAUGGCAUUAAAAGAUUUAAAGCCCAAUGAGUCAGUGGAAAAUGCUUCAUGUUUAGAAAGCACAUCACUGGAAGAAAUUCUAUCUCAGAUGAAAAAUAGUAAGAAGGAAAAGCUAACUGUUAAGAAACAAAUGUUGCUAAGAGGAAAUAUUACCAAACAAAAAAGAAUAUUCCGUAGAGCAGCAUACAUUGAUGUUUGCUUAAACUCUGGGAAAGUAAAGAAUGCCCUCCACUAUGCCACAAGAGGAUUGCAGUUCUUUCCAAAUGUUCCUUGCCGGAACAUUAUUUUGGAACCACUUUUCAGUCAUGCUGCUCAUGAGAAAAAUAUAGUGGCAGUCUCACAUGCCUUGAUUCUGGCCAACAAGUACAAUACCCCAUUGACUGCUUCCUCAUAUGUUGUUGUAUUUGAAAUGUUGGCUUCAAUGCCUGCGACGAAAGGGAACCUUGAAAUUGCUAGAAGUCUAGUUCAGAAUAUGAUGAAAGAAAAUGUGACAGUUGAUGAUCUAGUAGCAUGUUGUAAAGGUAGGGAAGUUCUAAUCCAGAAGGUUCUCAGAAGCAUUCAGUCUACAGGACUUCUGAGUACAAAGUACUCCAAACCUGGAGGUUCCAAGUACCCUGUUACAAAACUGUCUAGCUCCUACCAGUCCCCAGCUACUGGACUGUUAUCUGUAGACAGUGCUGAAAAAUUAAUUGAUGAACAAAUUUCCAUUCACAGCUCCUUUGAAUACAAGGUGAAAAACAUUGCCUGUACCCUCUCUGAGUCAGAGAUCAAUGAAUUGAUCUCCACCCAAAAAGAAGUUGAAGAAGGCUGGAGGACAUCCCUUAUUGCUGGCUUCCAAAGCAGCAUGCAUGUUCUAAAAACUGACAAAUCUAGCUUUCAGUUAACGAGCUUCCUAGAGUCUCUGCCAGCUGAAACCUUUGCAGAUUUAAUUAUACAAGAAAUUCAUAACCGUAUUGAGGACUCUGAUAAACAGUCUGUAGGAUUCAUCUUUGCUCAGGUUGCAUUGGGGCGAAAAGUAAAGGAAAUCUAUGAUAUGGAAGUUAUGAAGAGAUAUGGUGUAUGGAACAAGGCCAAGCAAGCUCAUAUUGAUUAUUGUAAGCAGUAUUUUAAUCCCGAAGGCUAUCCGCCUGGUCCCUCUAAUCCAAGAGAAGUGUGGGACAGUGUAGUAAAAAACAUGCAGUAUAAUGACUCUUGUACAAAUUUCUUGUUGCGGGAGUGGUAUCCAGAACUUUACCUCAAAAUUGGAAAGUUUCUCUAUGACAUUUUGUUGAAAGAUGUCAAAAUUGAUGAAAACAUUAAAGUGAAUGGUUCGAAACCCCACAUGGUGCCAGCCUUGUAUGUAGUUUUCCGCAAAUCAACAAGAGGAUAUCAGAAGCAGCUUAAAAUGCACCCCUCAGUUCAUCAUGUAUUCCCAAACAAGAUGCAGCCUUUCCUGAAAAUGAAUCCUUAUGAGCUGCCAAUGUUAUGUCCUCCAAGGCCCUGGACAAGUGCAACAAAUGGUGUCUAUUCCCUUUCAACUCCACUCUUUCAGAGACAUCCGGAGACACGUAUUGGUGCAGAGGCUUUGGAGGAAAACUAUUUAAGUGUUCCUACUGAGCAGCUUUAUCCUAGUUUGGAUUCUCUCAAUCAGCUUGGAUCAGUGCCUUGGAAGAUAAACAAUCCAGUUCUAGAUGUGAUCUGUGAAGUAUUUCAUUCUGGAGGCUCCGAAAUACUAACUAUUCCAGCCCCACCCUCAGCUGCUAUUCCUGAGCCAUCAAUGCCAGCGAAUACGUCACUUGCUGAACGGAUAAAAAUCACCAAAGAGCGUAACCGUAUCAGGCAGGAUAAUGCUGCUAUGUACAGUCAGUGGUGUGACACACUGUACAAACUUUGCAUAGCUAAUGAUUUUCGAGACCGUGUGUUCUGGCUUCCACAUAACAUGGAUUUUCGAGGACGAGUCUAUCCAGUUUGCCCACAUCUUCAGCAUAUGAGCAAUGACUUGGCUCGUUCUUUGCUUAUUUUUGCGAAAGGUGAAAAACUGGGACCUGAUGGAUUAAAUUGGUUAAAGCUUCACACUAUCAAUUUAGUAGGAGAAAUGAGCAGAGAAUCUUUAGAUGCAAGGUUGGCGUAUGCAAAUGAAGUAAUGCCUAAAAUUCUUGACUCUGCAGAAAGACCUCUGACUGGUGAAAAGUGGUGGAUGAAUUCAGAGUGCCCUUGGCAAACACUGGCAGCUUGCAAGGAAAUUGCUGCUGCCAUUUCAAACGGUGAUCCAGCCAACUUUAUUAGUCAUUUUCCAGUGCACCAAGAUGGCUCAUGCAACGGCUUGCAGCACUACGCUGCCAUGGGUCGAGAUACACUGGGUGCGCAGUCGGUCAACCUCGUGGAUACUGUCAUACCAUCUGAUGUCUAUUCAUGUGUGGCCGAAAGUGUUGAAAAGCAAAGAGCUAGAGAUGCUGCUAAUGGUGACAAGAUGGCGCAGAGCUUAGAAGGAUUUAUCAUCCGAAAAGUUGUCAAACAAACUAUAAUGACAUCAGUCUAUGGUGUAACAAAUUAUGGGGCCCAGUUGCAAAUUGAGGGGCAGCUAAAAGCUUUAAAGUAUCCUCUAGAUGAUGUUCCACCAGCUGCUUUGUAUAUUACAAAAUUGGUUUUCCAAAGCUUAGGGGAAAUGUUCACUACUAGCAGAAAAACUAUGGAGUGGUUGACUAACUGUGCGAAUGGUAUUGUGAAGUCAAAGAAUAUGCCUGUAAAAUGGGUCACCCCCCUAGGUUUGCCUGUUAUUCAGCCAUAUUUUAAAAAGAAUUUUGCCAAAGUAGACUCUUUAAAUUUACCGGAAGGCGAGUGGAUUAAUCCAUCUUUGUACAGGAUACCAGUCCUCAAGAAACAGCGUAAUGCUUUCUCUCCUAAUUUUGUUCACUCUUUGGAUUCCUGCCACAUGAUUCUGACUGGGCUGCAUUGUGAGCAAGUUGGUAUCACAUUUGUUUCUGUCCAUGAUUGCUACUGGGUGCAUGCCAAAAAUGUUACCGAGAUGAGCAAGAUAUGCCGUGAACAGUUUGUAGCUCUUCACUCAGAACCCAUUUUAGAAGAUCUGGCCAAGUUUUUAACUGAGACAUAUUCAAACAAGGAUCACUCUACAGGAGUUGAAGGGGUGGAAGAACGCCGUCUUGAACGCCUGUUUUCUAGUGUGCCACCUAAAGGGAACUUUGACCUGAAUCUAGUGUUGAAUUCCAAGUACUUCUUCAGUUGAAAUGGAAGAUAUGUACUUAUCUUUACCUAGUAACAUAAUUUUGCUGUUAAGCCUGCUUCUAAUCAAGGGGCUGCUAUCAUGUGUGAUAUUUGUCUUAAAGUCACUAUGUGACACUGACCUACCUAUAAUUGUGAUGGGCCAUUGCCCAGUUAAAUGUAGUUUUGUUAUAUGUAGUACAUAUAAAGGAUAUACUGCUAGCACUCUAUUUUAAAAACACGAGCAACUUGAAUGUGAUUUUCCUGCCCCAAAAUAAUUAAAGAGCAGUGAAAUGAGAAA